UUCGGGUGCGGGAGUGUUGAGUUUAGGGUACCCUAUUUAGAAACAAUUAAUUUUUGGACAUCAGAAACCACUCCUAAUGUUCUGAACUAUGCGUCACAAAUUUUGCCUCAGGCAUUUGUUCCAACAUGGACAAAGUGCCAAAAGCAGUCGCUGACUGUUUCCUCUUUUGGCGGCAUAAUGAAAAUUUUUAGUGGAUGGGCAAUGACAGCUUUGGGGGAAGAAGAGGAAGUUUUAAGAUAAGCAAUAAAGAUGCUCCAAUUUUAUUGCAAUUCAAAUGAGUUUUAAAAUUAGAAAAAAAGGAAGAAGAUGAAUAAAAGAAACAGCAAGAAAAUGCAAUUUUAAAAGUACAUAUUUUCCGGAAGGUUGUAAAAUGAAAGGAAUUAAUAUAUUUCUAUAUUUUCCGGAAGUCAGAAAGGUUUGAGAUAUUUCCGGAAACUAAGGAGGUGGAGAGAUUUUUCCGGAAAGUUAGAGAGGUUUAGACAUUUUUCCGGAAGUAUUUUGGAAGCUAGAAAGGAUGAGAGAAUUUUCCGGAAGGUUAGAGAGGUUAGAGAUAAUUUCCGGAAAGGGUUUUUUUCCGGAAAGUUCCGGAAAGUUAGAGAUAUUUUUCAGUAAGUUAGGACUGAGAUAUUUUCCGGAUGUUAGAAAGAUUGAGAUAUUUUUGUGGGAAAUAUUUUUCCGGAAGUUAGAAAGGCUAAAAUAUUUUUCCGGAAAGUCUGAUUAUUAG
Molecule: messenger RNA, 724 nt
Organism: Meloidogyne enterolobii
Lineage: Eukaryota; Metazoa; Nematoda; Chromadorea; Rhabditida; Meloidogynidae
Source: the annotation of a GenBank genome assembly